AUGACAACAGAGAUGGACGUGGUGAAUGUGCCGGAAGAGCUUCUUCAACGUCUGCUGGGGCAAACAAACGGCUACGCCAUACAGCGUGAGCAAAUCGCGGCGGCCGUUAGACAAAGACUCAUGACGGCCGAGCCCAUGCCUGCAGGCCCCAUGACGGCGGCGGCAUUCCAACCUACAGGUGACUGUGCUCCGCGGUCCGCGGGAAGUCAACCCUCGAGGUUCACGGGAUUCAGUGACACGCAGUCCCCCGAGGAAUUUCUGGACCAGCUGGAGACCUUUUGCCUGGUGACUGGGAUCGGCGCCGACAGAAGGCUUAGCCACGUCGUGCCUGCUGCACUGGAGGGUAGCGCGAAGUUAUGGCUCCGUUUCGUGAAGUUGUUUUCAUCGUGGGAUGACUUCAGGGCGUCGUUCAUAGCGGAGUUUUCUUCGAUUGACGCGAAGGGGCGCCUGACACAAGAACUUGAGCUCCGCACUCAACACCCCGAAAAAAACCUAAAAGAGUUAAUCUACACGAUCGCGGCGUAUUAUGACCGGAUCGGCGGUGAAGUGCCGAAAUCUGAAAAGGUUGACCGUGUGUUACGGCAGAUGCACCCGCAACUCCAAGAUUCGGUGGAAGGCAAGCAGUUUGCCAAUCUCGCGGAGCUGGCAAAGGCAGCUGACGGCCUCAUGGAGCGUUAUUGGAGGCGGUUCCAGUACAAGCCACCGCCACCUCCAACCGAUCAAGUUGCGCGGGACCUCGCCUUCCAGCCAUCUGUAAAUGUGGCCCGCCUGUCAGGAGCGAGGCCUGGAGUGACGAUGGUGGCGGCUGCCGCGCCGUUGCAGCAUCCGUCGGCGGCAUCAAUACAGCCGUCCUACCACCGGGACCAGUUGUACAGGUCGCCCGCUUUUGCUACAAGGCCUCAUUUCCCAGCGCCGCCACAGCCGCAAGGAUAUCAACCGCUCGACUCCGGUGGAGUCACCUGCCAUCGCUGCGGAGGCGUCGGUCACAUUGCCCGCGAGUGCCCUUCGGUGCCCGGGAAACGGGAGAUGGUAGGUGCUACUCCGGCCAGCACCUACGAGACAGCGCUGCGAGUGGCGGCCUUGGCCGGCAACAGAGAGCCUCUCCUGGAAGUGCGAAUUGGGCAGACUACGUUCUUGGCCCUGCUGGAUACAGGCUCAAGUGUGAGCUCGCUUGGAACACCAGCGGCAAGGGUGGCCGAGGCGACGGGCGCCAAACCCAGGACACAGGAACGAGCACUCCGACAGGCAACAGGUUGGUCGCGGUCAACCACAUCCCUAAAGUGCAAGAUACAGUGGGCCACAAGCAGCCGCAUACAACGUUUCCUGUGCGUGCCAGGUUUGUGUCUGGACAUUGUGCUUGGCAGAGACUUUUUGAAUGCGACAGGCAUAUCCCUACAUGUAGCGCUGGGUGGGUGGACUAUUGGAACUGACCCGCAGUGCAUUGUGCCAUUUGCAAAGCGUGAAAGAGAUGUGACUGCUGCGCUCGCGAUAGAGGAAGACGGCGAAUCUUAUUGCCUGCAGGGCCUCUUUGAAGAUGUGCUUGUUGUACCAGGCACGGGAACUUUUCCAGCUGACGAAGGCAUACAGACCAUGAAUAAGGUGCUCGAUGGCUUCUCUCAUUUGUUUACUGCAAGUCCUGGAUGUACCUCCCUCGCUCAGCACUCCAUUGACACUGGAGAUAGUGCGCCUGUGAUAUGCAAGUUGCGGCCAGUAAAUGCAAAAAAGCAAGAGAUCAUUGAAGGAUGUGUGAAUGACCUUUUGGAAAAGGGCCUUAUAAGACCUAGCACCAGCCCUUGGACUAGCGCCCCAGUGCUUGUGGCCAAGAAGUCUGGAGGCUACCGGCUUGCUGUGGACUACCGGCCGUUGAACGCACGUACCCGAGUACCUGCCUACCCAAUGCCUCGAACGGACUGGCUGCUAGCGCAAUUGGGCCGUGCAGUGUGGUUCUCAAGCUUCGACCUUUCCCAGGGUUUUUUUCAGAUUCCCGUGUCUGAGGCUGACAUUGCCAAAACAGCCUUUAUCUGCCACCAGGGCACAUUUGAGUUUACGAGAAUGCCCUUCGGGGUGGCAGGUGGCCCGGCAACAUUCCAGACCUUGAUGGACCGGCUGUUGCAAGGAAUAAAUCACGACUUCGCCGUGGCGUUUCUGGACGAUGUCCUUGUCUACGCUGAAAGUCUCGAGAGCCAAGUCGAGCAUGUAAUGGAGGUGUUGCAGCCUAUUGAGAAUGCUGCCCUUACGAUUAACCCUGAUAAAAUGCAGGUGUGCCGUCAGUCCCUUAAGUUUUUGGGCCACGUCAUCUCCCCUGGGCAGUGCAGACCAGAUGAAGAGAAAGUGCGGGCGGUACUGGAUUAUCCAACACCCACCACGAUUAAACAGUUGCAGGCUUUCCUGGGACUUGCUGGUUAUUAUCGCAGCUUCAUACCACACUUCUCACUGACGGCACAUCCACUCACUGUCCUUCUGAAGAAAAACGAGCCAUGGCGGUGGGAAGAGAGCCAAGAGCGGGCUUUCACCGCGCUCAGGCAUUCCUUAGCUCAGGAUGCUGUUAUGAGCCUUCCAGAUCUAAAUCGACCCUUUGUGGUGGAGACGGAUGCAAGUGGCAUUGGCAUUGCAGCUGUGCUACUGCAGGCUGGCCCUGAUGGACUGCAGCCCGUUUCCUUCAUUAGCAGGGUUCUCACAGAGGCCGAAAGCCACUAUACUGCCCAGGAGUGGGAGUGCCUUGCAGUGGUGUGGGCAGUGGACAAAUUCAGGGCGUAUCUUGAGUUUACGGAGUUCGAGAUACACUGUGACCACUCAUCCUUGUCAUGGAUGUUCUGCACCGACCAAGCUUCGCCCAGGGUCAAGCGUUGGGUCCUUCGCCUGCAGGGUUUCAGUUGCAAAAUAAAACACAGAAGGGGGCUAGCAAAUAUACCGGCAGAUGCCCUGAGUAGAGCCCUUCUUCAAGGUGAAGACCACCCCAGUGACAGCUUGCCCGAGAAACUGUUUCCCAUUGCUGCACAAGAACCUGAAGGGAAGAUUACAUUUGAGGAAAUAGCAGUCGCCUUGGAGGACGAUACGACACCUUUAAGUGACACCGGACAACUUGUACAACAGCAGGCUCGUGACAGCAGUCUCUCAAAACUGAAAACCGUGGUCCAAGGGGUUAUGCUCCCAAAUUCAGACCCUGAUCAUCGUCUUUUCCAUGAUCUGGCAGAAACAACAGAACUGGAGCCAAAUUGA
Molecule: messenger RNA, 3219 nt
Organism: Rhipicephalus sanguineus (brown dog tick)
Lineage: Eukaryota; Metazoa; Arthropoda; Arachnida; Ixodida; Ixodidae
Exons: 2
Coding region: 1-3219 (1072 amino acids)
Biological process (GO): proteolysis
Molecular function (GO): nucleic acid binding; aspartic-type endopeptidase activity; zinc ion binding
Source: RefSeq, a predicted model, not a curated record